Molecule: messenger RNA, 918 nt
Organism: Stegodyphus dumicola
Lineage: Eukaryota; Metazoa; Arthropoda; Arachnida; Araneae; Eresidae
Gene: RpS6
Product: ribosomal protein S6
Biological process (GO): translation
Cellular component (GO): ribosome
Molecular function (GO): structural constituent of ribosome
Source: RefSeq, a predicted model, not a curated record
CUUUAGGGGAAAAAUAUCUGGCAACUUUGUAUAAUUAAGGAGCUGCUUGUGGCAACGUGGUGGCAACUCUUUAUGUAGGUAUUGAAUUAUUCGGGCUUUUGAUGAAGAUUUGAAUUUGCAAUCAUGAAACUAAAUAUAUCUUAUCCUGCUACUGGCUGCCAAAAACUUAUUGAAAUUGACGAUGAAAAAAAGUUGCGUAUGUUUUAUGAAAAACGUAUGGGUCAUGAAGUUGAAGCUGAUGGCUUAGGAGAUGAAUGGAAAGGUUAUGUAGUGCGUAUUAGUGGUGGAAAUGACAAGCAAGGAUUUCCAAUGAAACAAGGUGUGUUAACAGCUGGUCGUGUAAGGCUUCUGCUGUCCAAAGGCCACUCGUGUUACAGACCACGAAGAACUGGUGAAAGAAAAAGAAAGUCUGUAAGGGGAUGUAUUGUUGAUUCUAAUUUGAGUGUUCUUUGCUUAGUAAUUAUUAAGAAAGGUGAUCAAGAUAUUCCUGGCUUAACAGAUACUACCAUCCCUCGUAGACUUGGACCAAAGAGAGCCAGCAAAAUAAGGAAACUAUUCAACUUAGCUAAAGAUGAUGAUGUUCGUCAGUUUGUUGUCAAAAGACCUCUUCCUCAAAAAGAAGGCAAAAGGCCUCAAACUAAAGCUCCAAAAAUUCAGAGACUUGUAACUCCUGUCAUGCUUCAGCGUAAGCGUCAUCGUUUAGCUUUAAAACGCAAAAGGGCUCAGAAACGAAAAGAUGAAGCAGCAGAAUAUGCCAGACUUUUGGCACAAAGGGCUAAGGAAGCUAAAGAAAAACGUGCAGAAGAAGUUCGUCGUAGGCGGUCUGCUUCUCAGAGGGAAUCCCAGUCGUCUGCUGGUGGAAAAAUCAGUGUCAGCAAAUGAAUAAAUAAAAUAGAAUAAAUUUGACUGUGCUGAGAA